This is a messenger RNA of Trichoderma citrinoviride, 465 nucleotides long. RefSeq names its product 40s ribosomal protein S19e. The coding region runs from base 16 to 465 and encodes 149 amino acids. Lineage: Eukaryota; Fungi; Ascomycota; Sordariomycetes; Hypocreales; Hypocreaceae. The record is from RefSeq and is a predicted model, not a curated record. Gene Ontology annotation, biological process: translation; ribosomal small subunit assembly. Gene Ontology annotation, cellular component: cytosolic small ribosomal subunit; ribosome. The transcript has 3 exons. Gene Ontology annotation, molecular function: RNA binding; structural constituent of ribosome.
CCCAACACCGAAAAAAUGGCCGGCGGAAUCACUGUUCGCGACGUCGAUGCGCAGAAGUUCAUCACUGCCUAUGCUGCUUUCCUGAAGCGCCAGGGCAAGCUGCCCAUCCCUGGUUGGGUUGACACCGUCAAGACUGGUCCCGCCAAGGAGCUGCCUCCCCAGGAUAUUGACUGGUUCUACGUCCGCGCCGCCUCCGUCGCCCGCCACGUCUACCUCCGCAAGACCGUCGGUGUUGGCCGUCUCCGCAAGGUUCACGGCACUGCCAAGAACCGCGGCAACCGCCCCUCCCACCACGUUGACGCCUCCGGCUCUGUCGACCGCAAGGCCAUGCAGGCUCUUGAGAAGAUUGGUGUCCUCGAGCAGGACGAGGAGAAGGGUGGCCGCCGCAUCACCCAGUCCGGCCAGCGUGAUUUGGACCGAAUUGCCCAGACCACUGCUGAGGCUGAGGAGGAGGAUGACGAGUAA